AUGGUGUCCUUCUGUAUCCAGAACGUCUUCAUCUUCCUUGAUACCGCCCUCUUUGCAGAUACAUGGACAUCUUCGUUAUACUCACUGAGCGCAUUGCUUAUUGGAGCAGCGACUGCCCUCGAGUGCUCUCCCGCCUCCAUCAGGAGCCCGACGUUUCGGAAUGGCCGAUUCCAGAGCCUAGACAGCGGUGAUUAUAGCACAGGCUUAGAACCAAUCUACCUUGCCUAUGCGGUUGCUCAGGGCUUUGUUUCGGCCUUCACGGAUGGAGGUGUUCCCAGUGAUGCUGGAGCAACCACCACCAUCGCAACAGAUCUCUCGGCAACGAACGAUAUGGCCGAGAUUGGAAAACAGGUCACCGCUUACUAUAACAGACCCGCCGAGUACACCUACUUCAGCGGCUGCUCUGGCGGUGGAAGAGAGGGUCAUGCCAUGGCUCAGCAGUUCUCUGAUGCCUUUGAUGGCAUCUUGGCUCUUUCCCCAGCAAUCACUAUCGAGAGCCUUAUCCCCGCGAGCUACUGGCCAACCCAGAUCACGAAUGAGAAUCAGAUAUAUCCAUCCCCCUGCGAGAUUGAUGCGUUCGUUAGCGCCGCCGUCAAGCAUUGCGAUUGA
Messenger RNA from Aspergillus nidulans FGSC A4, 609 nucleotides. RefSeq lists its product as uncharacterized. The transcript has 3 exons. The coding region runs from base 1 to 609 and encodes 202 amino acids. The record is from RefSeq and is a predicted model, not a curated record. Gene Ontology annotation, molecular function: feruloyl esterase activity. NCBI's taxonomy places the organism in Eukaryota, Fungi, Ascomycota, Eurotiomycetes, Eurotiales, Aspergillaceae.